GUUCAAGACUUCAUACCAGACCUUCUGUUAGUCCUACGAUUCUCCUCUCUAAUAUGUAUCAAAGACCUGAUAUGAUCACUCCUGGUGCUACUAUGGAUCCUUCUGCUCAGGAUCCUCGUCAUAUUCAACAACACUUUGAUGAUUUUUAUGAAGAUUUGUUUGACGAGCUGAGCAAGUAUGCGGAGAUUGAAAGUCUUAAUAUCUGUGACAAUUUAGCUGAUCAUAUGGUGGGGAAUGUUUAUGUUCAAUUUAGAGAGGAAGAAGAUGCUGCUAAUGCACUUAAGAAUUUGACUGGAAGGUUUUAUGCAGGGCGUCCUAUUAUUGUUGAUUUCUCUCCUGUGACCGAUUUCCGGGAAGCUACCUGUAGGCAGUAUGAAGAGAAUACGUGUAAUCGAGGUGGAUAUCGUAACUUUAUGCAUUUGAAGAAGAUUAGCAGGGAAUUGAGGCGGCAACUAUUUGGUAGGUAUCGUUCAAGGCCUAGCCACAGUAGAAGCAGAAGCCAUAGUCCUUACAGGCAUCAAAGUUAUGAAGAGCGUUCACAUGGUGGUCGUGGUUAUGAAAGAAGGUCUAGUGAUCGGGGUAGUAGGAGGAGGACUAGGAGCAGAAGUCCUGGAAGGAAAAGGGGACGAAGUAGGAGUCCUGAAAGGAAGAGGAAUAGGAGCCUUGGUAGGGAAAGGGAAGGUAGUGCAGAGAGGAGGGCCAAAAUUGAGAAGUGGAAUAGGGAAAAGGAACAAGUAGUAUCUAGUAAUGAGAAUAGUAAUACUACUACUGGUGUCACUCACAAUGAAAGCAAUUGGCACGAUGCACAGAAUGGAGAGCAAUACUAUGAGCAAUAA
Messenger RNA from Papaver somniferum (opium poppy), 836 nucleotides. RefSeq names its product splicing factor U2af small subunit A-like. The record is from RefSeq and is a predicted model, not a curated record. NCBI's taxonomy places the organism in Eukaryota, Viridiplantae, Streptophyta, Magnoliopsida, Ranunculales, Papaveraceae. Gene Ontology annotation, molecular function: pre-mRNA 3'-splice site binding. The transcript is spliced from 4 exons. Gene Ontology annotation, biological process: mRNA splicing, via spliceosome. The coding region runs from base 54 to 836 and encodes 260 amino acids. Gene Ontology annotation, cellular component: spliceosomal complex; U2AF complex.